Molecule: messenger RNA, 1128 nt
Organism: Rotaria sp. Silwood1
Lineage: Eukaryota; Metazoa; Rotifera; Eurotatoria; Philodinida; Philodinidae
Source: the annotation of a GenBank genome assembly
AUGCGUUUAAAAAUCGUUUCAGCAACUACAUUACAAAAUCAAGCUUCAUCAUCAUGUCAGUUGAAAUUGAGAAGAUUACCAGGAGAUCAAUAUAGUCUAAUUACAUAUGGCCUACAAAAAUUUGAAAUUUUUUUCUCAAAUGAAUACUUGUACGUUCCUGCAAUUAGUUUAUUGAUUGAUGCAUUUUAUGAUUGUCUACCGAAAAAACAACAACAACAAGCAAAACAAUUAACUAAUGACGAUAAGAAGAUAUUCAUACAAACAGUCAUACAAAAAUUAUCAAUUAAAAUUCGAACAGCAACACGCAAUCAAAAACAUUUUAUGGAAUCAGAUCCUUCAUCUACUGGCGAUUUAACACAAGAACACGAACAAUUAAUUUUUGUCAAUAAUCAAUGGUUAACUGCAUGUGAAACAUCACCAACAGAUCAAAAAGAUCAUCAUUAUUUUCUUGCAUUUGUCAAAUUUAUUCACGAAAUCGGGCAUAUGUCAAAAAAAAAAAAAGUUAAAUUACAGUCGAAGAAACCUGCAAAAGAAAUUUUCAUUACUCCACAAAGAAUUGGAACAUACGAAAAACAAAAAAAAAAGAAAGGUGAUGCUGGUCAUCAACUUGAACAAAUAAUUUUUGGCGGGCGUGUAGUCUCAAUGGUGUCAACCAAAGAUAAAAAAGCAUCGUUUACAAUUGAUGCUUUGGUUGUAUCUGAUGAUGUAAAUUUAGGUUAUUAUCAAAAUAAAAUGAAUGGUCUUUAUUUAAUUAAUCAUCAAUGUCCUUCGCGAUAUACAAAUGAAUUUAUUCAACAAUGUACAAAUCUUGACGAUUUUAAAAUAUUGAAAAGUGACCAUUAUAGACUUGCAACACUUACAAAUUUGAAUGCAAUGAAUAAUAUGAUAAAUCUGAAUGAACAAGUCGAACACAAUGAAGCUGAUAACAAUAUCCGACCAUAUGAAAAUUAUCUUAAUUGUUAUGCUGAUGCGGAUGAUAGUGAAAGUUCAACAACUAUCUCAAACUCAUCAGAUGAAGAUGAUGUAGACCUUUCAAUUUGGAAUGAUAAAGAUUCGAAUAUUGAAUAUUCAUCGUCCGAUGAUGAUGAUGAGGAGGACAAUAAAUUGAUUAAUAAAGAGACAGAAUAA